GGGCAGGAUGAGCUUCAGUCUAUUGCUGCCUUCUUCUUUCAUCUGAAAGAACAGAAGAGGAGCAAGUCUGAACUCAUCAUGCUCCGGCCACUGAUCAACAGCACCAGGACCACUGGGUUGUUGGACUGUGGGGCCACCAGGAACUUCAUGUCUCCCAGUGCAGUUAAAAAGUUGCACCUGGGCAUGAAAGUUCAGCAGCUGCAGCAACCGCUGUUAGUGCGGAUUGGUGACUCUACAGUACUCAGCAGCAGGGAGAAGGUCAAGGGCAUCCCUGUGACCUUUGAUACAGCAGGAAAAGUCAAACACAUUCUGAACUUUUACAUCUUCCCUGAGCUCCCCUUUGACUUGGUGUUCUCCAUGCAGUGGUUAAGGGCAGUCAACCCUAGGAUCGACUGGCAGAUCCCUAGAGCUGAACUACCAGACAGUCAGGGGGUGUACCAGCAAUGCAUGAUUGUUGUCGAUCACCACCCUAAGACCUCCUGCUACUGCCUGAGAGCGAGGGAGUUCCAUGCUCUCUCUCGCCAGUACCACCAUGAGUGUCUGUUUAUUGCUUUGGUCAAGCAAACAGAUGCUCCCCCUGUUUCCUGUCCUCCUGAGAUACAGCAGGUGGUGGAUCAGUAUGUUGAUCUGAUGCAGGAGCCCUUUGGACUUCCCAACCGGCCAACCAAGCAUCACAUCGAGCUGCUGCCGGGAGCGGUUCCUCCCAAGGGCCGCAUCUACAGGAUGUCCCCUGCUGAGCUUGAGGAGCUCAGAAAGCAGCUUGAGACCCUGACCAGCAAAGGCUGGAUCAGACCCAGCACAUCGGAAUUCGGUGCACCUGUCCUCUUUGUACCCAAAGGGAACGGCGAGUUCAGGAUGUGCAUUGACUACAGGGGUCUCAAUAAGAUCACUAGGAAGAGUACUGAGCCACUUCCUAGGAUCGAUGACCUCCUUGAUAUGAUGCAGGGCUGCACAGUGUUCAGCAAAGUUGACCUCAAAUCUGGCUACCACCAGAUUGAGAUGGCAGAGGAGGAUGUCUACAAGACAACCUUCAAGACCAGGUAUGGGACUUACGAGUUCCUGGUCAUGCCAUUCGGACUUUGCAAUGCCCCAGGCACAUUCCAGACUGAGAUGCACCGCAUCUUCAGGCCUUACCUGGACAAGUUUAUGGUUGUCUACCUGGAUGAUAUCCUGGUAUUCAGCAAAACUGCCAGGGAACAUGCGAAGCACUUGGCUCUUGUCCUUCAGUCAUUACGUGACAGCCAGUACAAGAUCAACAGGGAGAAGUCCUCUUUUGGAGUUCCCUCUGUCAUCUAUCUGGGCCAUGUAAUCUCUGGAGAUGGCUUGGCUCCUGAAGCAGCCAAGAUUGCUGCUAUUCAGGAGUGGCCUCAACCUCAGACAGUGAGGGAUGUCCGGUCCUUCAUGGGUUUGGCCUCCUACUACAGAAAGUUUGUCAGGAACUUUUCUGCAGUGGCUGCACCCCUGACUAACCUUACAAAGAAGGACACUCCCUUUCUUUGGUCCCUCCACUGUCAGUUGGCAUUCGCACGACUCAAGAAGGCCUUGACUCGUGCGCCUGUCCUGAAGUUACCUGACCCCACUCUGCCAUAUCUUGACCACUGACACCAGUCAGUAUGGCAUUGGGGCCGUGCUUCAGCAGGAUGAUGGGAAUGGUCUACGACCUGUAGAGUUUAUGAGYAAGAAGA
Messenger RNA from Chara braunii, 1685 nucleotides. NCBI's taxonomy places the organism in Eukaryota, Viridiplantae, Streptophyta, Charophyceae, Charales, Characeae. The record is from the annotation of a GenBank genome assembly.